CGUAACCGAACGAGUACAUUUGUAAACUGUUCUGAAAUAUCAAGUACAGACCUACAUGGCUACAUUUACCCCUGCAUGUUUAGCUUUGUUAAAAAUAAUGUUCCACACUAUCUCUCUCUACCGACUCUGAUUAGCUUAGCCUAGAGGCAGUUCAAACACUUCAGCAUUCUACUUUUAAUUAAUACUCGUAACAGUCUGACGGAAAUGGAUCCCUACUCUCCACCAAGCCAACUGUGGGACAUUCCCCGACCAUCCCAGAUGUACGGUCCUUUAACCCUAAACGGUAACUGGUUGGAGCGGAGAGCUCUGUCGGAGGAUUUGGAGAUGUUUGAAAGAGAGAUCACUCCGGCGAAGAGAGCUGCUGCCCGUCGAGCGAAAGCCUUCUCCGAUUCCAAGCGUGUCUUUGCAGAGACCGGACAUCGUGAUGAUGGAUUCUUAUAUAUAGAGGAUGCUAUUCAUUUUACAUGCUCCGGGAUGGUGCCGCCAUCCAGCAGAACAGGAACGGAAGAAAAGCCUGCUCUUGUCAUUGACAUGUCUGAGCAAUCUCAGAUGUCGGGAAUGGCAUACGCAUACGCCGGUGAGGAUGAUAGACCAAUGGCUAGGAGCGUUUUUGUUAUUAAAAGCGCAGAUAACCGGAAUUAUCCGCCACAAACCCAACGUGUACGUUAUGGACAAGCCAUAUUUUUGACAAGUUUGAUGAACUGGCACGGAAUGGAGUGGAAACUGACAAGCGGUCCGGAAUGCACGUACGAUGUUAAUCUCGAGCACCGGAAGCCGACUGUGUGGCUACAUCCUUUCCCUACCAGGAACUCCUUAUGGAAGCUACAGUGUAUCAACCGAGAGCUGCAUCCGAUUAUGGAAAAUGAAUUUGUCGAUUCCCGCCAGCCUAUCGUUUUGAUACAUGUUCUGACCGGAAGAUGCUUGACAGUGCAUUUUAAGAAGCGUUUCAAAACUCCUUAUGGAAACGAAUACUUGAUGGUAUGCGAUACUGAUUUUGGUCGUGGGCGACCGGAAACAAACAGUGCACGGUUUAAACUGCGUAUAAUUUCUGUUCCUCCUUGGAAAGAUGAUACUGAUACAGAGCAGAAAUUUCGCAGAGAUUUGGAAAACCAAAUCGGUGAAAUAAGCAAAACAGAACCCGUGCAGGCAAAUCGAAAUUUAGUUGGGUUCAAUGUGGACAAGGAGCCAACUGCGCAGGGAUCCUUUCCCGAAGGAUGGUAUAACCAUCAGUUACACUGUAUUGAUGAAAAACCCAGUCCGAAACAUUUUGAAAACGUGGAAAGGUUGUGAUCACUCAUACAGCUCUGUAAGAUAACUGGUCGAACAAUAAUGUGAGCCAGCUACAUACACCAGCACAUUUGCCGGCAUUUUUUUCCCGGCUUCUCACAGUUUGUUGUUUUUUUAUAAUUGUAUUUUCCAAUGAUAUAGGUAUUUUUGCCAGAGCUAUUUUAUUAUCUUCGUUCUGCGCAUCAUCGACUUACACUUGACUAGUACAGCAACUGUCAACAACGAUACCCUGAAUUUGAGCAAUAACGCAUUACUGCUGACAAUGAGAAAAUCAUUGCUGACAAUGAGAACCAGUAAAAAUUGUGCGCAACUAUGCACUACCGCCUCUGUUGGCUCGAAUCUUUGUUCGAUAAUAGUUUGAACCAAGCAGGCAUAUUGUU
Molecule: messenger RNA, 1667 nt
Organism: Paramacrobiotus metropolitanus
Lineage: Eukaryota; Metazoa; Tardigrada; Eutardigrada; Parachela; Macrobiotidae
Exons: 8
Coding region: 205-1290 (361 amino acids)
Biological process (GO): cilium assembly
Cellular component (GO): motile cilium
Source: RefSeq, a predicted model, not a curated record